This is a messenger RNA of Aspergillus homomorphus CBS 101889, 1158 nucleotides long. RefSeq lists its product as uncharacterized. Lineage: Eukaryota; Fungi; Ascomycota; Eurotiomycetes; Eurotiales; Aspergillaceae. The coding region runs from base 1 to 1158 and encodes 385 amino acids. The record is from RefSeq and is a predicted model, not a curated record. The transcript has 4 exons.
AUGAACAGUUCUGGCUUACCUCCAGAUCGCGGGAACCACCAUAUAUCGGCCAUGUCGGAGCCCGAAUAUCUAGGCAACAUUGUCUUGAUUCUCGCAUGGCUGUUUGCCAGCAUUGCCACCCUCGUCGUUGCGACCAGGUAUUAUGUCCGCCUUCAGAUCGUCAAGCGGUAUACACUCGACGAUGCACUGAUCUUACUUGCACUGGCACUAGCAAUCGGCAAUUCCGUCUUCCUGACCAUCGCCACCCACUGGGGCCUGGGAACGCAUAUGGCGGCCCUCUCCCACGAGAGGAUCAUGUACUCAGUGAAAUGGGUGUACUUGUGUGAAUUCUUCUCGAUCCUGUCGCCGGGCAUCGGUCGGAUCGCGUAUGCGUCCUUGUUGAUGAGCCUGGUGCCGCCCGUGCGGUGGCGUACACGGUUACUGUGGAGCAUCAUUUGGAUCCAGUUCGCGGUGGACAUCGCGACGAUCGCGGUCAGCUUCUCGCAGUGUAGCCCGAUGAGGAAGUUCUGGGAUAGUCGAGUGCCCGGGAGCUGUUGGCCUGCCACCGUGCAGCGGGACAUGGGGUAUUUUCAGGGCUCCGUCUGCUCCGCCGUUGACCUCGUCCUCGCUGCCUUCCCCGCUAGCAUGUUCUGGGGCCUGAACAUGGAGAAGAAGAGGAAGAUCUCGCUCUCCUGCCUGAUGGGCUUGGGUGUUUUUGCAAUGAUCGCCUCGAUCGUCAAAACCGUCCAACUGAGAGCCAUCACAUCGCAAGCCGAUCUAACGUACGCCAUGGCGCAUCUCGCCAUCUGGUGGACCCUGGAGGCCUAUUUCGUGCUGAUCGCAACCUCCAUCCCGACACUGAGGCCGAUCGUCACGCGAACAACCCGCCACAGCAGGAGUGUCUCGUCGAAGAAGCCGUCCCGGCUAAAUAGUUUGCGCUGUCGCCUGUCGAGUCAUGGGUAUAAUCUUCGCAGUGAUAGCCUGGAUGGCCCUGGUCAGCUGUUGGGACAUUUUGCUGCCAGCGGUGGUGGGCAGGAGAGUCCGUGUAUUGUCGGCGGGGAGGCACAUCCGUUGAAGGAGGGUGGUCACGGGGCGGUUCGUCAGGGGAGAUGGCGGGAAGGGGGGAUUGAGAAAACUACGACGAUUGGGGUUGUGUAUGGAAGAGCGUCGGAUGUGUAG